AUGUGGGCUCUACAGAACCAUAUCCAGCGCUUUGCUGAUGAGAUGGAAACAGAAAAAGUCUGUCAGCUAGAAAACUGUGAGACAAGGAAAGAGAGAGAAAAGCUGAGACCAUCAACCAAGUCAGAACACAGAUGUGUCGUCCACACUCAGGGCUGCAAGAACAAACAACUGCUGGAGAUAUCUUUAAAGAAAGUGUCUGUUAUACUUAAUAGGACGACGGUUGGCUACAAGCACACCUGGAUGCUCGGGAAGCGUUACAGUAUGAACGUGAGCUACAAGAUAUUUUGUGGAUGGGAUUUCACGAUCCAGAACCCUGAGGCUGCCGCUCUCAAACGCAGCUUCAUAAAAAACGAUCUCAAGCUGUUUCUGGAGGAGCAGAGUUUCUCCCGGCGCGAGGCUCAGAGGACACUUGGACAGCGUGUGCGUCUCUACCUGCUCAGGUUCUUCCUCAACCUACUCGUGCUGGCUCUGCUGGGCGGAGCCUUCUACCUCAUCUACUUCGCCACCAAAACAUCGCAGGACGCGAUUGGACACCACUGGUUGGUCAGUCUGGUUCUCGAGUACCUCCCUCCCAUAACCAUCAGCUUCGUCAACCUGCUCCUCCCUCACAUCUUCCGCAAGAUCUCAUCUUUUGAAGACUACUCUUUCACCAUGCAGGUCAAUGCCACGCUUGUGAGGAGCAUCUUUUUAAAGCUGGCUUCACUUGGGAUCUACUUAUUUUUCAUCUUCAAAACAACCAAAAAGCCACAUGCGGUUCAAUGCUUGGAGAACUUGUUUGGUCGAGAGAUGUACAAGCUGUGUAUCUUCAACUUCCUCACUGCUUUUUGCAAAGCUUUCUUCUUGAACUACCCCAGGAAGCUGCUGCAUGAGAAGUAUCCCUCAUCCUUUCUGGCCCGAUUGUGGGGAAAACAGCUCUUCCUGGUCCCUUUCAAUGUGUUGGAUCUGGUGUACAGUCAGACUGCAUCCUGGGUUGGAGUCUUCUACUGCCCUCUUCUGCCGCUGAUAGAAGCCGUCACACUGAUGGCCACUUUCUACAUCCAAAAGUUCUCGGUCCUGCGGUGCUGCGUGGCAGAGCAGAGGAUGUUUCGAGGCUCCAUCUCCUCCGUUUUAUUCCACUUUAUGUUACUGCUCGGUCUCCUCAUGGCUGCAGCCACACUGGGCCUCGACCUCUACCAGCCAGAAGGCACACACAUGUCCUCAUGUGGUCCAUUCGGAAAUGGACAAAGUGUGUUUAAUGUGACAGGAGUGUGUGUGGACAGCCUCCCAGGCCCGGCGCAGUCCACUCUCCGCUACCUGGCCUCGUCGGCCUUCGCCCUGCCGCUCAUACUUGCUGAGAUUCUAAUCUUAACCUCAUAUGUGUCACGGGGACGAGCCAAUCAGAAGGCCAUCGAGAGACUGAAAGAAAUGCUGGUUAUGGUUAGUCACAUGUUAUCAAACGACUAACAUAUUUCAUUUGUUAUAGACAAGAUGAGAAAACAUAUGAUUUGGUUGUUGCAAGGGAAUCAGUCAUUGGUUUAUGUCAGGGUUGUCAAACUCAAUUUCAUCGCGGGCCACAUUAGAAUUAUGGUUGCACU
Messenger RNA from Notothenia coriiceps (black rockcod), 1574 nucleotides. Its product is annotated as transmembrane channel-like protein 8. Gene Ontology annotation, cellular component: plasma membrane. The coding region runs from base 1 to 1443 and encodes 480 amino acids. The record is from RefSeq and is a predicted model, not a curated record. Gene Ontology annotation, molecular function: mechanosensitive monoatomic ion channel activity. NCBI's taxonomy places the organism in Eukaryota, Metazoa, Chordata, Actinopteri, Perciformes, Nototheniidae. The transcript is spliced from 10 exons.